AGGAAUUUGCAGAUGGACACUGCUCUGCUGUACAAAACCCUAGUCAGAGCCUCUCCUCCAUAAUGUACCUGCAAAACAGAUGAACUCAUGGAUUCCUCUGACUUAAAAGAAAAAAGCAGGUACAGAGUUGGUGACUAAUCAUCACAGGCCUUUUGCCUUUAACCAUCAGAGUUAAAGUUCAUGACUAAAAAUGGGCCUGUUUUAAAAAAAAGUAGAGGAAAGAAAACAAAUCACCCUUGACCACCAAGGACUGCCUCUUCCUGACGGCCCCUGUUCACAUAAAUACAGGAAGUAGAAAAGAAAAGAUCAUGCUCUUUUCAGAGCGUUUAGGAGUCAAUCGAAACAGCGCUGAGGAAAAGCGGUGAGGAAUUCAUCAUCUGGAAUUCUUCUUUUUUAAUGGGGGGGGGGUCGGUCCAGAAGCGUGAAAGUUUUGAUGGAAAUGCCAAGGUAUAACUUUCUCUACAAAGAAAACUGAGAAGGAUUCUGAAAGGAGAAGUUUCAGAUUCUAGCUGGAAUGAUGAAAACAUCGAUGGGAAACGAGGGAAGCGGGCCUGCUACAGAGACUGGAAAGGAGGAGGAAGAUAAAGGUCCAUCAAGUCAGCCUGUUGCUCUGAGGAAUUGUUUUCACCUGCAGAGGAACAGUAUCCUUGAGAAGCUCAUCAAAAGCUGCCCAGUUUGGCUUCAGUUUGGCAUCAAUCUGGAAAAGGCUUCUGACAUACUCUGCAAGGAACCAUCGGGGAUAUUUCUGGUUCGGAAAGAUGAGACCUUGAAAAAUCUAUUCCUGUUAGUUCAUUUUCCAGCCCAGAAAGAGGGAUGUGACAUUCUAGAAUACAAGAUAAAAGAAGAAAAAUCAUUAUUGCACCUGGAAGGAUCUCUUCUUGUGUUUGAAGACAUCUUCAAAUUGGUGGCAUUCUACUGUGUCAGUAGAGAUCUGCUUCCGUACACACUAAGAUUGCCACAAGCAAUAUUGGAAGCCAAUAGUGCCACAGAAUUAGAAACCAUCUCUGAUUUGGGGAUAGGUUUCUGGAACUCCUCUUUGCAUCAAAGGCAAGGAAGAAGGCUUCUCCAUUCUGUGAAAGAUCCGGCUUACAUCACAGCUCAGGCAAAAAAAGGAAAGAACCCCAGCCAGCCUUUUGCAAGCGGCACAAACAAUUAUUCACGUGAAACUGAGCUGUCAGUAGGAAGUGACAAGCUGUGGUUUGUAAAUCCUAUUUUUAUAGAGGAGAGCAGCUAUCCGUUUCCCCCACAAGUUUCUCCUUCAGAGAUCUUCAGGGAGAGUCCUUCUGGUGGUAGAAACAUUGUGACAAAACUUCCAAAGAGAUCUCCUACUCGACGUCCUCCUCCUCCUCCUUCUCUUCUUCCUCCUCCUCUUCCCCCUCCUCCUCCACCACCACCACCUCUAUUGUCCUUUCAUGCUGUGAAACAAACCAAAACAUCUUCUAUGACCCCUUCCAAAGAGGAUCAAUUCCAUAAUUUGGAGAAAACCAAAAAAGAGAUGAAAACUGAAAUUAGCAGAGACAAGGAAGAGAGCAGCCCAGAACUCUUUUUUCCUCAUAGCCUUCCAUCUCCAAAGUCGAAGAAGAUUCCUCCAUCCAUUCCACCAAGGCGAUGUUCAUUUGAGAGAACUUCAGGAAAUUCUUCCUUCGAUAAAAGAACUUCACUGCCAGAAGAAAAACAAGUAGAAAAACAGAACAGGGGGAAUGAAGCUUUGGCUAAUGAUCACCAGUGUGAUGAGGUUCCAAAUGUAUUGGCAGAAGUGACGGAGAAAUCUGCCCCAAAUGCUGAAAAAGUAAAGCCUACUGGAGAGGACAAGAAGGAACUUACAGAUCAGCAGCAGAAUUUAUCAGGAAAAACCCCCCAGCCUCCUAUCCAGCCUCCCAUCCCACCACUAAGAAAGAAGAAGUUCUUUAAGCAGUCAUCAUCUACCACCUCUUUUUCUUUGGAGCACACUGAAGAGUCAGAGGCCCAACAAGAAAAUAAACAAAGAGUAGAAAAAACUUGCUCCAUUUCCAAAAAGAAAUCAAAAUCUGGCCCUAAACUUGUCAGCAUAUCGGAUUCUGAACGUUCAAGUGAUUCAUUGCAUUGUCCUGUAGGCAAUGCAAGGGCUCAAAUGUCUGCCUCCGAGCCAGAUUCUUAUUCUACAAGUAGCACUGAAGAUGAGUUCGAAUUGACGACCAGUCCUAUUGUAAAGAAGACCCAUUCUAUGAUGUUAGGCAGAGCCAAGCAUCGUCUGUCCAUGGUCAGCCUAAGCAAUGUCUUCACAGCAUUUCUCUCUUCUGACCGAAAGCUCCAGAAGAAGAUUGUGGAACUGGCCCAGGAUAAAGACUCUUACUUUGGCAACUUGGUACAGGACUAUAAAGUCUACAGUCUGGAGAUGAUGGCAAAGCAGAUCUCCAGCACAGAAAUGCUACAAGAGAUUCGCUUAAUGAUGACACAAUUGAAGAAUUACUUAAUUCAAAGCACAGAGCUGAAAUCUUUAAUGGACCAGACUGUUCACACAGAUGAGAAGUUAGAGGUGAUAAUAGAAUCAGCUUUGCACAAAUGUGUCUUGAAGCCUUUAAAAGUGCCCAUUGAUACUUACCUACGGGAAAUCCAUAACAAAGAUGGAUCUUUCAAACUCCUAAAGGAAAAUCAGGAAGUCAUACAAAAUACAACUACAACCGACUUGGGAGUCACUACUAGUGUGCCUGAAUCUGCAUUGCUGGAGAGAAUACUCCAUAAAUUCACCACCAUGACCAAGACUUAUUCUCCAGAAAAGAAAAUCAGCAUUCUACUGAAGUCUUGCAAACUCAUUUAUGAUUCUAUGACUCAAGGAAACCCAGGGAAGCCUCAUGGGGCAGAUGACUUCCUCCCAGUGCUCAUGUAUGUUCUGGCCCGCAGUAACUUGGCAGAGAUGAUUCUCAAUGUAGAGUAUAUGAUGGAACUUAUGGACCCUGCUCUGCAGCUGGGUGAAGGUUCUUAUUAUUUAAUCACUACCUAUGGGGCAGUAGAGCUUAUCAAAAGCUAUGAUAAGAUUGCAGUCACUCGACAGCUAAGCACUGAAGUUCAAGAUUCAAUCCACCGCUGGGAGAGACGGAGAACACUUAACAAGGCCCGGGCAUCUCGAUCAUCUGUUCAGGAUUUCAUUGCAAUUUCUUUUAUGGCGGCUGAUGCCGAAACAAGGACACUGGCAUAUCGGACCGAUUCCACGACUCAUCAGCUGAUUCAGCAGUGCGCUGAGAAAUUUGAAGUCUUAAAGCCCCAGGACUAUGGGCUGUUUGUUCAAGUUGAUAACAAAACUAUGCAGAUGGAUGAUGAUGCCCUCCCUCAUCAGAUCAAAUCCCAUCUCUUGAAUAAAGAACCCAGGCUGACUUUCUACUUUAUUUAUAAACAACUUGGUGGAGAAGAGUCACCAGUUCCUGUUAUCAAGGACACAGAUGCCUUGUAGCAGUAAGGCUGCUCUCCUGAAGCAAACUUGGUUUAGAUGUUUCUUCUUCCAAACCAUCUCUUCCAUCAGCAGAAGUUCUCCAAAAUGCAGUUUCUGAUCUGGAUGGUGACAUGGAUAGUGUGUGCAAUCCUCCUCUGGGGCAUUUACUUGACAGAAUUCAUUUGCAGUCAUAAAUGGAAUAUCCCAGGAAAGUUCAUUCUUGGAAGGAAAAAAACCACUUGAAUAGUAGUUUAGCGCCUCAAUCCGUGAAUGAAUGAUGUAGCAUUAGUGCCAGAUUCCCUGGCACAAAGUAAAUAGCCUUGAAGUUAUGGACCUCCUGGCAGAUUGUUAGGCAUUGUAGCAUCUUCUCCUCAGGGUUUAUGGAGAUUCUCAGUCAUCCAGAUCCAAUGUUUUUUCAAGAGGCAACUGGACUUUCUUGUUUUUCUUUGAAGAUGUUUUGCUCUCUGACAGCUGAAGAAGCUUCUUGGAUAAGAAGCAAAAUGUCUUCAAAGAAAAACAAGGAAAUCCAGUUGCCUCUUCAAAAAGCACUUUUGGGAUCUCCUCAGUGUAUAACAGAAAGGGCGCAAGUCAUUUUUGAUGGCUGUGACAGAAAAUCCAAAUGUAUUGGAUUUUUCUUUAGUAGUACAAAAAUUAAUAAUGAAUUAAGCAGCUCAGAGUGAUUAGAUUCUCACAUAUCCCUCCUGAGAUGGCCCACAAUGCCCAUCUAAUGGUAAACUGUCAUGGGAUGCUGUAGAUGUCUAUGCACUUACAUAAAAUCUCAGUGUAUCAAUAUAGUAUCUACUGAUAUUAACAAAAAAAAAUCUGAGUGACCGUCUCUCAUAUUCUAUGUCUUUGUUAUAUUCUCUAGUUGCACAUAUUGUAUCACAGCCAAUUCACACCCAUCUUUAUAUUUCCAGGUACAAAAUAAUUUGCCAUGAAGAUAAAAUUGACAAUCAAGAAUAUGGCCAUAAAUUAAUGUAGAAAUGUGUUCAUUCCAUGUCUCCUCCAAAAUUCAUCAUUAUUGUUCAUAAAUGCAUUCUCAGGAGUGUAACAGAAAGCAAUUUUGCAUCAAUAAUUUACUUCUUCAAGGAGAAGAACUAUAUGCCCAAAAUAGAAAGUUUACCUUUGCAUGCCAAACCCUCUAUAUAAGACUGACAACGAUACCUGUUAAAAACUAGGGUGAACUGUUGGCAGUCAGAUCAGAUGUGUGUGCCAGAGUCUAACUCUACAUAAGAAGAGAUGACAAGAGUAGAGAGGGCCAAGUAAAAGAACAUUAUUAUAACAAAAGUUUUCAUAAAUCACAGACCACUUCAUUUAUUUGUGUCUUUAAGCUGCCAUAGGAUUCCUCAUAGUCAUUAUGAUAGCGACUAUGAAAAAACAGUUGACUUGAGGAAUGGUUGUUUUCUUCUACUGUUGGUCCUCUGUACAUUUCCUCUGGGUACAGAAUGUGGCCCUUCCGAGCUCUCCACAACAAUACAAAGUCAGACAUAACCUGGCCAUGAGAAGCUGAACCUUGUGUGUUAGCACAAGAGGAUGAUAGUUUUCGCAUAUGGGUUUGUGAUGCAUUAUCUGGCAUCACGUAAUGUUGAUUUAUACAGCCUAUCUAUCUACAGGCAUUCCUUGUUUAAGGACUACUCAUUCAGCAAUAAUUCGAAGUUGUGAUGUUGCUGAAUGACUUGUACUUGCAACUGGUCCUUGAAGUUUUGAUACUGAUCUGAGCAUUUGGCAACUUGUUUGCAUUUAUGAUGGUUGCAGCAUCUUACAGUCAUGUGGUCACCAUUUGCAACCUCCCUUGUUGACUUCCCACAAGCAAAGUCAAUGGGGAAGCUGGCAGGGAAUGUUACAAGUCACUGUGGUCAUUUUCACACCUCUCCCACCUGGUUCCCGCUCACCAUCCCCCAUCCAGCAGCCUCCCUGCACUUGCACUGUGCCUUGUGGGCUACUUACAUGUCCUCCCCUUCCAGGUCUAUUUGGUCUAUUUGUGAGGCCCCUGGGACCCACUUAGCAAGUUGCAAUCCUCAUCAAACAAUAACUAAGGGCAGUGCCAGGAUUGCCAUCACACGAUGUCACACUCAGCAAUAGAAAUUCUGGUCCCAUUUGCUGCUGUUAACCAAGGAAUACCUAUAUCUAUCUGCCUCCCUGUCUAUCUUGGUUGGCAUCCAAUUUUGGCAGUUGUUCGGCUUACCAUUGAUUAGUUAAGAUGCUAAACUGCUCUGGCAGAGCCUGAAAUCAAUUGUUUCAUUAGGAAGCUCUGCUGGACUGACAUAUUGACGUCUCAGUGUAAGAGGCCUUUUUUGCCACACAAAAAGUGUACCUUCCAGUGAUGUAUUAUUUCUUUUAAACCUGAUAUUGAGAAAUGUGUCAUCCUUACUGUUAAGUCCUCGAGUUAAUGGCGAAAAACGAGCACGCAUUCUGUAAUCAACAGCUCUUUAUUUCUCCUCUGCUAACUCCAACAACAACUGUGAGGCUCGCAGGCCUCUUAUUUAGUGUCCAGAUUCCCAGGCAAAACAGUUACAGUAACUGGCGCGCUUUUGCACCUCGCGCAUGCGUGCAAGGCUGGCGCCGCUCAGUCUGGUCCCGGGCAGCUUGCAGCAACCCCGGGACCAUAGCAAUGUCCCAAGCCUGCUUUUGCAGGCUCAGGACACAACACUUACCAUACCAUUUCACGAGACCUGUGCUCCAAGAAGACCUUUAGAAAUCUAUUUAUUUUCUUGAUUUGUACUGUGUAUUUUAAGGUAAUGGAAACUAUAUUAACAAAGAUUUUGGAGUGGAAAGGCUUUACUCGCCCAGACAUGUCCUCUUAUAUCAGUCUGGUAAAGCAGCUUAGAAGGUCACAAGAUAAUCUUUUGUACUCAAGGUCUGGAAAAGAUGUGGCUACUUGUAUGGACUAUCUUAUCUCUUCAAAUAAUUCUGCAUUAUUGUGUGAGUUUAUAAGAUAAAUCAUGUGUUGUCUGAAGACAUUCCUCCUCCCAAAUAUGCUUGAUUUCUAUCAUUCUCAACUUUGCCAUUAAAAAGAUAUAAAUUUUCUUUAAA
Messenger RNA from Crotalus tigris (Tiger rattlesnake), 6439 nucleotides. It is a transcript of the gene RIN3, whose product is annotated as Ras and Rab interactor 3. Gene Ontology annotation, molecular function: small GTPase binding; guanyl-nucleotide exchange factor activity. Gene Ontology annotation, cellular component: cytosol; endocytic vesicle. Gene Ontology annotation, biological process: vesicle-mediated transport; signal transduction. Lineage: Eukaryota; Metazoa; Chordata; Lepidosauria; Squamata; Viperidae. The transcript is spliced from 10 exons. The record is from RefSeq and is a predicted model, not a curated record. The coding region runs from base 515 to 3427 and encodes 970 amino acids.